AUGCCUUUUGCCGAGGGACCGUGCCAACUUGAUAAGCAAAGAACAGAACAGAGUUGGUCUUGAAUCGUUCUUCUCUUGUUGGAGCCAUUCCUCGUUUGCCCGCUUCAAUCUCGGCUACUAGUCGGCGACAGCUUGCAGCAGGGCGGAACCGAAUCGCUGUGUCUCGACAGUGGGAAAUAGGCGGAGAGAAGACAGAGACAGAGGCUGAAGAAGACGCACAGCACAGCACAGCGAGACCGGACGAGGCGGAGAAAGACAGAAGAGAGACAAUUACCUAGCCAUCAAACUGCACACAUCCCCUCUACUGCCAUCUUCAGACAUGCUGGGGACGUCGUCCGCGCCAUCCAUCUUCUCAAUGGACGCCCGCGAUCCGGCGAGGCUCCGGCGCAAGAGGAAGGCCGACUCGCACGACUUUAGCGAUCGCGAGCGGCUGUCCAAGCGCCUCAGCCGGCUCAACAUAGUGCGUUUCAACCGUCAGCCUCGGCUCUUCGCUAACACGGCAUCUCGCCACACAGAACCAUCCGGCCCCCGGCUCUACGUCCCCGUCGAAGCUCCCGCAAAUGCAGCAGCAGCAGCAACCUCCUCAUUGCCCUCCUCCUCAUCCUCCUCCUCUUCAAAGCUGGCCGACGAGACGAUGCAGCUCGACGACUCCAAGCACAAAGUCUACAUCUACGACCUCGACGCCGAGCUCUCCUCCGACAGCGACAACGACGAGGGCAAACUCAUCUUCCUCCCAGACAUUGAGAAGCACCUCCGGGAAAGCCGCAUCCCGCGCGGCGUCCUGGCCAACGACGAGGGCCAGCUGGCCGGCAUGCAGCUGGUGCUCUACAGCGACCCGAAAUCCCUCUCCGUGCCCGAGGAACGGGAUGGCGUGCGAAGGGCCAUCAUCGAGGCCCGUCAGCGAGCGCGAGAAGCACAGGCACAGAAGAACGGCGGGACGUAUAGUACCAACGGCACGGCAUCUCCGGCGGCAUCACAAGCGGUGUCUCAGACGACGCCUCAUACAUAUCCUCCGAUGAACCCUCCCGCUUUUGCUCAACCAAUCCCCGAACCGAUACCACACAUUGAUCCCGCGCCACCUCAACCCUUUCCUGUCGACGAUGCUGACGCUAUGGAGGUUGAUUAA
Molecule: messenger RNA, 1126 nt
Organism: Trichoderma reesei QM6a
Lineage: Eukaryota; Fungi; Ascomycota; Sordariomycetes; Hypocreales; Hypocreaceae
Exons: 2
Coding region: 320-1126 (268 amino acids)
Source: RefSeq, a predicted model, not a curated record